Molecule: messenger RNA, 757 nt
Organism: Schizophyllum commune H4-8
Lineage: Eukaryota; Fungi; Basidiomycota; Agaricomycetes; Agaricales; Schizophyllaceae
Product: Ctr copper transporter
Exons: 3
Coding region: 76-636 (186 amino acids)
Biological process (GO): copper ion transmembrane transport
Cellular component (GO): membrane
Molecular function (GO): copper ion transmembrane transporter activity
Source: RefSeq, a predicted model, not a curated record
GCGGUCGGCACCUACCUCCGUCCCCCAUCCCGACCUCACACUUUCCUCACUAGUAACAACUCACUUCCCUAUAUCAUGGACCACGGUGGACAUGGCGGCCAUGACAUGCCCAUGGGGCCUAUGUGCUCGAUGAAUAUGCUCUGGAACACCCAGAUCAUCGACACAUGCAUCGUCUUCCCAAGCUGGCACAUCUCCUCGCACACGCAGUUUGUGCUCUCUUGCAUCGCGGUAGCCGCGCUGGGCGUGUUAUACGAAUAUCUGCGUGCGGUGCAGACGGCGGUAGACGUGAGGGUGGCGCGUGCCCUUGCCGGCAGUAAGGGGAAGACGAGGGCGCGAAGCGGCAGCCGGACGCCCGAUGGUGAGCCGGAGGAGGCGGGCUUGCUCAGCGGGAGACGCGCAAGGCGCGCGAACGAAACACCAGUUCCGCCUGCACCGCGCGCAUUGCGUGCUAUCCUAUACGGUCUCAUUGUCUUCCUCUCCUUCUUCCUCAUGCUGGUAUUCAUGACCUACAACGCCUACCUUAUCCUUGCCGUCGUUGUUGGGGCGGCUCUCGGUCAUUACAUCUUCGGCGGCACCAUGAACGUCGAUGCCAUACUCAACAGCGCCAGCGGUGGCAAGAGCAUGGCUUGCCACUAGCGCAGCAUAACACAUCGAUGUCGCAACGAAUCUCUGGCUGGCUAGAAUCAAAUGUAUGUUGACGCGUUAAUGUUCUGUAAGUACUGACACACAAUGUGAUCCUCGAAUUGCAAAGUCUGCC